This is a messenger RNA of Pisolithus orientalis, 1094 nucleotides long. RefSeq names its product Der1-like family-domain-containing protein. Bases 99 to 872 code for a protein of 257 amino acids. Gene Ontology annotation, biological process: endoplasmic reticulum unfolded protein response. The transcript has 5 exons. Gene Ontology annotation, cellular component: Hrd1p ubiquitin ligase ERAD-L complex; endoplasmic reticulum membrane. The record is from RefSeq and is a predicted model, not a curated record. NCBI's taxonomy places the organism in Eukaryota, Fungi, Basidiomycota, Agaricomycetes, Boletales, Pisolithaceae. Gene Ontology annotation, molecular function: ubiquitin-specific protease binding; misfolded protein binding.
GUGUGGCACGGACCCUGUCCAGUGGGCCGUCGCGAGUCCCGGUACCUCGUCACGUGUUCUAAACCUCUUACACUCUUCCUCGAGUCGUGACUACCGCAAUGGCUGACCUCAUAGCUGAAGUGCGAAAAAUACCACCAGUAACGCGCUUCCUUCUAGGAUCUUCCCUCGGUGUCACACUUGCAGCCCGUCUGAAUAUCAUCCCUCCCUACUACCUCAUAUUCCUGAAAGAACACGUCACCAAGCAAUUAGAGCUAUGGCGACUGUAUACAAGCAUGUUCUUUGGAAGCAUGCAGUUCGACUACAUCUUCGAGCUCGCUAUGUUAUAUCGGAAUUCUAACGGCGUUGAAACGAUGUAUUACCAAGGUAGAUCGUCCGACUACGCUUGGCAACUCGUAUUCGCGUGCUUGGCCAUCAUUCUAGCAAACAGGCCGCUCGAGUCGUGGUCUCAUAACCGUCCCUUACUUCAUACUCUCACCUACCUUUCGUGUGCUCUGGCCCCGCCAGGCACACAGAGUUCCAUUAUGGGCCUUAUAACUCUCCCAGUUGCGUACGUGCCAUAUGCAAUGCUUGGCAUGGAUCUUCUGGUCAGCGGUAUGAACGUUGCUGCGCAAUCCGUGAGCGGGUUGGUUGUUGGCCAUCUAUGGUGGUGGUUGGUAUGGGGUGCCAACACCGGAGCUGGUGGGAUGGAACGUGGUCCAUUGGCUAACUAUGCUCGGGCACCUCGCUGGCUCAGAAAUUGGUUUGGUGAGCGUGAGGGCGUUAGGGGAUCGUCUGGGGCCGGAUACCAUGUAGUACCACCCCGGAGGCAACAGACGAGUGCUCGAGGUACAGGUCACAACUGGGGAGGUGGUCAGCGACUAGGUAGUUCAUAAACAUGUUAACAACCAUGCGUGGAUGUAUUUCAGUUUGAACACGAUUGGGACCAUCGCCACUCCACACUAUCCUGGUUACGAUGCCGUCCUCGUAGCCAAGGUACAUCCUCGGCGCGUCAUGCCUGUCGCACGGAUGCCACAGACGAAUUGACUGACAGCAGUGUGCCCGCGAGGAGGCUCUAGUGUGUAUCAAAUUCCGCAGUCAUCCUCCAGGCAUGACCU